GAGGAAGGGCAGAUGCCAACAUGGAAGCAGUCAAAGAUUCCUGACCUUGUACAUGAAGAUGAUGGUAUUGAUGAUGAACGUCUCCGGAAAGAGGUUUCUCCAUUUGGUACAAUCACUAGUGCAAAGGUUCUGAUGGAGGGUGGUCGCAGCAAAGGGUUUGGUUUUGUAUGUUUCUCCUCCCCAGAAGAAGCCACUAAAGCAGUUACAGAACUGAACGGUAGAAUUGUGGUCACAAAGCCAUUGUAUGCAGCUUUAGCUCAGCGCAAAGAAGAGCGCCAGGCUCACCUCACUAACCAGUAUAUGCAGAGAAUGGCAAGUGUACGAGCUGUGCCCAACCCUGUAAUCAACCCCUACCAGCCAGCACCUCCUUCAGGUUACUUUAUGGCAGCUAUCCCACAGACUCAGAACGGUGCUGCAUACUACCCUCCUAGCCAAAUUGCUCAACUAAGACCAAGUCCUCGCUGGACUGCUCAGGGUGCCAGACCUCAUCCAUUCCAAAAUAUGCCCGGUGCUGUCUGCCCAGCUGCUCCUAGACCACCAUUUAGUACUUUUCACUCUUUGAAUUUUGCAACUUAA
Symphalangus syndactylus (siamang) is the source of this 576-nucleotide messenger RNA. Its product is annotated as polyadenylate-binding protein 1-like. NCBI's taxonomy places the organism in Eukaryota, Metazoa, Chordata, Mammalia, Primates, Hylobatidae. Gene Ontology annotation, molecular function: RNA binding. The record is from RefSeq and is a predicted model, not a curated record.